This is a messenger RNA of Coregonus sp. 'balchen', 5833 nucleotides long. The record is from the annotation of a GenBank genome assembly. Lineage: Eukaryota; Metazoa; Chordata; Actinopteri; Salmoniformes; Salmonidae.
GUCCCGCCAGUCACUUCUAAUUUGCCAUAGUGUUGUGAUGCGCAUUGAAACCAAGAUGGCGUUGACGGAAUAGCGAGUAUUUAACGCAUAAUGUUUAAUAACUUCAAUGUGUUGUAUGCCAGUGCUAGAUUAACAAUAAAUUCGGACAGAAAUUCAGUUUGGGCCGAGAGUGGUGUUGCUAAAAAAAGCUAUCCUAGAUGGUUAGUUAGCAUGAUAUCAGUAGUAUCUAGCUAGUAUGCGACCAGUUUAGUACGGCAAUAACUAUUCUAGAGACAAGUUAACUUGCUAUAUUAGCUAUCCUAAAAGCAUGAUGGAGGCUCCGUGCGAGGAGGAACUGCGGCCGGUGCCACGUGAGCGGGCGAUUCUGGAGAGUUUCUUCACGCAGCUCGGAAUGUUCUCGUUUGACCGGGCGAAGGACUAUGUGGAGAAAGAGAAGGACAGCAGCAAGAGCGCAGGAGCCAUCUGGGCCGCUCUCCUCGCCGCCUUCGCACACCUUGCAGCAGCGGAGAAGGCCUAUCACAACAUGACGUUCCUGGGACAAAAACUGGGUAAGAAGCACCCAAUGUAAACACGCACUGACAGGAAAUGACCAUUUUGUUGCACUACAAAAAUCAUUGGUGUGGCAAAAUGUCACUCCUCAGUGCAAUUAAUGCAACCUAUCACAAGUGGGACUAGUAUCACCAUGAACAAUACCAAUAUGAUGUUAUUAUCCUGACGAAAAGUCACGUUCCAUAAUAGAAAGUUGAAGUGUAGGUUUCUAACAGCAGGUGGCGAUACAAUCCCACAUAUUUUUAUGACUUAUGUAUUCAGCAGCACAUCACGUUGAUAUUAUGGGGGUAGGAGGAAGAACGUACAACUGGAUAAAGGAUUUCCUGUUUGGAAGGUCUAUCCAGGUGAGGGAGGAUAACGGUACACCGCAGGGGAGCGUGAUUAGACCUCUGUUGUUCUCAAUGAUCAAUGAGGUUUACUCUCAGGUAUGGCCAGAUAUUGGGAGGUCGUUAUUUGCAGAUGAUGGGGCCUUAUGGAAGAGGGGAAGAAAUGUGCCAUACAUAGUCAGGAAGGUACAGGAAGCAAUUGAUGAGGUAGAGCAGUGGGGAUUCAGGUUCUCUUUAGAGAACUCAGACAGUGUUCUUUACCAGGAGGAAGUUGGGAGAUGAGGUAUGCUUUAGGUUAUAUGGAAGAAACUUGGAGAGGGUGGGGUCCUUCCAGUUCCUUGGGGUGUACUUGGGCAGAACACAUUGAGAGAGUGGUGGGAAAGUGUAAGAAGGUGCUAAAUGUGAUGCGAUGUCUGACUGGGAAGGAGUGGGAGACUGGGCGUUCCUCAUUGAGGACCAUGUAUGUUGCAUUGAUCCGAUCUGUAAUAGACUAUGUACACCCAGCACCAGGGAGGGGAGGACGACCAGCAGAGCGAGGGAGUUUCAGAGGGCCAGGCUGGGGAGAGGAUGGUCUACUACCUGGAUGGAGCUCCACACAACGUGGUUCUGGAGAAGGUGGAAGUGGACUAGUCAGUGACUGUGGCCAGAGUUUCAGUUGGAUUUCCUUGGUUCCUCGCGUCCUCUCUCCUCGCCUCCUUCUCAAAACCUGUUGGAUAAGAAGUUAUAGGGGAGGGACCUUUGACCUUUUCAUCCAUUGGGUUUUGAUGAGGCGGCGAGGAGAGAGAAUGCGAGAAAUCAAGGAAAUGCAAUUGAGACUCUGCCUGUGUGAAGGCGGCAGGUAGCUUAGUGGUUAAGAGCGUUGUGCCAGUAACCAAAAGGUCGCUGGUUCUAAUCCCCGAGCCGACUAGGUGAAAAAUCUGUCGAUGUGCCCUUGAGCAAGGCACUUAACCCUAACUGCUCCUGUAAGUCGCUCUGGAUAAGAGCGUCUGCUAUUUGUGGCCAUGUAACACAGAUGGUUCAAAAGAUCCAAGGACAGGACGCACUGGGUCAGCAUUUGUAGUGCAGAAAUGUGUGGUGGCAUUCAGGAAACGCAUUACAGAUCAUCUGGCUGUGGAGCAGAUGGCCAUACUGUUGGCCUUAAAGUGGCCUUAAAGUGGGUGGAGGAAGUCAAGCCAGCCAGAGUAGUUAUUUUCUCGGAUUCAUGUGCAGUGUUGAGUCUUCAGUCCUUUAGCUCACGUAGCAGACAAGACCUGCUUUAUGAGGUACUACAAACCCAUGGCAGGAUUAGACAGAUGGUUAUACAGAUAAGAUUUACUUGGGUCCCAGCCCAUGUGGGGGUGGAGGGGAACGAGGCAGUUGAUGUACUGGCUAAACAUGCACUUAGUAGUGGGGAUGUUGAUGUUGUAGUUUCAAUGAGCAAGGCAGAGGCAAAAAGCCUGAUAUGGACAGUGAUGGUGCAGAGAUGGCAGGAGCAGUGGAAUAGAGAUACAGUGCCUUGCAAAAUAAUUCAUCCCCCUUGGCGUUUUUCCUAUUUUGUUGCAUUACAACCUGUAAUUUAAAUAGAUUUUUAUUUGGAUUUCAUUUAAUGGACAUACACAAAAUAAAUAAGCAAACACGUUUGGUGUUCGCCAAAAGGCAUGUGGGAAACUCCCCAAACAAAUGGAAGAGUUGAGACUAAGAGUUGAGUCAGAUGAGACUAAAAUUGAGCUUUUUGGCCAUCAAGGAAAACGCUAUGUCUGGCGCAAACCCAACACCUCUCAUCACCCAGAGAACACCAUCCCCACAGUGAAGCAUGGUGGUGGCAGCAUCAUGCUGUGGGGAUGUUUUUCAUCGGCAGGGACUGGGAAACUGGUCAGAAUUGAAGGAAUGAUGGAUGGCGCUAAAUACAGGGAAAUUAUUGAGGGAAACCUGUUUCAGUCUUCCAGAGAUUUGAGACUGGGACGGAGGUUCACCUUCCAGCAGGACAAUGACCCUAAGCAUACUGCUAAAGCAACACUCGAGUGGUUUAAGGGGAAACAUUUUAAAUGUAUUGGAAUGGCCUAGUCAAAGCCCAGACCUCAAUCCAAUUGAGAAUCUGUGGUAUGACUUAAAGAUUGCUGUACACCAGCGGAACCCAUCCAACUUGAAGGAGCUGGAGCAGUUUUGCCUUGAAGAAUGGGCAAAAAUCCCAAUGGCUAGAUGUGCCAAGCUUAUAGAGACAUAACCCAAGAGACUUGCAGCUGUAAUUGCUGCAAAAGGUGGCUCUACAAAGUAUUGACUUUGGGGGGGUGAAUAGUUACGCACGCUCAAGUUGUCUUAUUUCUUGUUUGUUUCACAAUAAAAAAUAUUUUGCAUCUUCAAAGUGGUAGGCAUGUUGUGUAAAUCAAAUGAUACAAACCCCCAAAAAAUCAAUUUUAAUUUCAGGUUGUAAGGCAACAAAAUAGGAAAAAUGCCAAGGGGGAUGAAUACUUUCGCAAGCCACUGUACUAAGGGCAGGCAUUUAUUUCAAGUACAGAGGAAAGUUGGGGAGGACGGCAGGAAGGGACAGAAGAGAGGAGGUUAUUUUUUCAAGAUUAAGGGUGGGACACAGCCGGUUGAAUAAGACUUUAAAUGUGUGAUUAUUGCCAGGAAACAGAGACCGUUGAGCAUGUAUUGCUACAGUGUGGGCAGAAUCAGAGGGAAAGAGAGAGGAUGAGAUCUAGUAUGAGGGAGAAGGGGAUACAGGAAAUUAGUUUUAAAGAGUAUAUAUAGUCUCACAUUUUAUCUUUUUUAAGAGCAACGCGGCUGGCAGUUAGAAUUUAGGAUUUAGUUUCUCCUUGUCUCUGGCCCACACUCCAGUACAGUAGGUGGCGGUAAUGCACCAUAACGUUGGAUGCCAACCGCCGAUAAACCCCACCGAAGAAGACAGCACAUCACGUCUACCCCACUCUCUGAGGGGUCGGCUGAAAGUGGAUGUUUCCGGUUUUUCAAGGAUACAGUAUUUUCAACCUAACUUCCAUUUCCCCUGAAAAAUGGUUUGUUGGGACUCCGCUCUGGUGUCUUUUUACAUCAGCUACGUUAGGUUAUAGCUCCCCAAACAACAAUUUCCAACAUGGACUGUUUUCUCUACGUUACUCCAAUAUGUUGCUACUGCAGUGUGGUGUGUGUGGUAUUCAGCAUCAUAACCCACUCUUGCAGGCGGCCAGUCGUUCUUCAGCCGCAAGGACUCCAUCCGCACCAUCUACACCUCCCUGUUCAACGCGCUGAGGAAGGUGGUGACCAUGGGGCGCCACGCCCAGCCAGGUUCCGCACCCUACCUGGAGGACCUGCUGUCUCACCUGUCGGAGCAGCUGUGCCACUUUACCCAGGCCCGUAUGGAGAUGGCUGACCUGUACGAGAAGAUGCACGCGCUGGGCAGCCAGAAGAACAUCAACUCAGAGGAGCUGGUCACCACCCUCGACGCAGUGCUGCAGAAAUACAGCUCCAGGUGUGUGUGGGACGUGUCAUGUUUAAAAGCUCAGCUGUGCUGUCUGUGCAGACUGUAAUAGUGUGUGAGUGGCAGAGAAAUUGGAGAAAAAAAGAGAGAGCAAGAGAAUGGGGAAGGGUGGGCGAGCGAGCACGACGGGGGAGGGGGGGGGGGGCUUUCUGCUGAAAUCAGCAGAUAUAAAAUUUAGCUCAGCCGGAACCAAAGCAAGCCCAACCCCACUGUGCGGCUGAGUCGCAGUUCACACUGCAGCGAGUCACAAUCUGGCACACACGGGUGGUUGUGCAGUUAGGGGUGAAGGUGACUCUCUCGCACAGCAGUCGACACAGCCAGGGAAAGUAAUCGGCACUGAGAAUAACAAUACACAGGAUAUUAACUGCUAAUCAGGGCCAGAACCUCCACACCCAGUCGCCCACACGUGCAUAGUGCACACACCCUUAGCAGCACAGAAGACCAGAGACAUCCAAUACUGUUCCACGGCCACAAUCCAUCUCUUACAGUAUAUUAAUCAGCAUUAGUACUAAUGAGGAGGCUAUUUAUCAUUAGGAUAAUUGGUCUUAAUGAAUAGUGAACACGGUUGAUUCGUAGUGGAGUGUGAUCAGUUUUAAGGCUGCCAUCUGACACCACCAACAUUUCUACCUUAUGUUAGCAAUAGCUUGCUUUCCAAUGACCCCCUCCAUCUCCUCCCUCCCCAGGUUCCACCACCCCAUCCUGGGCCGCUUGGAGGGGAGCUUCCAGACAGAGGUGGAUGUGGUGACACAGCUGCUGCGCUGCCAGGCCCAGGUGUCAGAGUGGCACUUCCUGCCCGCCCUGCUCAGCCUGCAUGGGGCUAGCUCUAAGCUCACCGCCUGGGGACAGCUCUUCCAACGCCAGAGGGAGACCCGCAAGCACCUGUUCGGAGGCCAGUCCCAGAAGGCAGUGCAGCCGCCCCACCUGUACUUGUGGCUGCAGCGCCUCCAGGGGGCGCUCCUGGCUAAAUUCAGCUUCUACUUCCAUGAGGCGCUGAGCCGUCAGACUGCGUCCGCAGACAUGAAGGCCCUGACGGCACGCACGGCACCCGAUUACCACGGCAAGAUCUGUUCGUUUAUCCGCAAACACGAUGCCAAACAACGUGUCCCUGGUGUUCGACAACCGUGGCUCGGACAGCUUCCAGGGCCACGGCUACCACCACCCGCACUCGUACCGCGAGGUGCCCAAGGGGGUGGAGCAGUUUCCUGCUGUGGUGUCCCUUCCCGGGGGCGAACGGCCGCUCACGCACUGGCCCAACGUCAUCAUGAUGAUGGGCGACCGCGAGGCGGAGCUCAACACGCUGGACAAGGUGGUGCACUUCUACGACGACAAAGUCCAGAGCACUUACUACCUGACCCGACCGGAAUCACACUUCACCCUGGUGGUCAUCUUCGACGGCAGGAAGUCCGAGAAGGACUCGCACAUCACCGCCUUCCUGCAGGAGAUCUCUGGCUCGCUGAGGAACUCUAAACCAUUCAGCACCCUCAAACCUGGCUCCAAGUGCUGA